CUCAGCUCAGGUCGGAGGACGGACGAGCCACUAGACGUGCCGCUGUUGCCGGUGGUGGGUGGAGGCGCGUUGGGCUUGGACUUUGUCACAUCGCGGAAAUACAGAAGCUCUGUUCUGGCAAACCUUCUUCAUCCCCCGCACCACCCCCCUCGUCCUGCACACUCGACAGGAGAGGAGAGAGGCAGUGCGUGAGGAGAGCCCAGCCGAGCCCAGCCGAGCGGCAGGCCCACUCUGACCAUGCCAGUGUGGGGAGGAAGUCUGCCUCUCAGCCACAGCACUGCCCGUGUACUACUACUACUCCUCGGACUCGUCUGUCUGGAUACGUCGGUGCACGGCAACAUCUUGGACAGCAUGCCGCUUCGAGCAUCCAAUAAGGAGGCAGCGGCGGAUGGCGGGAAGGAGAGCGGCCGAAGUGCCUCCCCCACUUCCUCGUCGCAGCGACAGCUUUUGUGUCACUGCAUCCACCACUGUCCGGACGACUCCAUCAACAACACGUGCAGAACCGACGGCUACUGUUUCACCAUGGUGGAGGAAGACGGGGACGUUCCGGUCUUCACUGCAGGUUGUCUGGCGCUCAUCGGGUCCGAGUUUCAGUGUCGAGACGAAUGGAGCUCGCGCCAACAGAGGACAUUGGAAUGCUGCACAGAUGAAGAUUACUGCAACCGAAAGCUUCAUCCCACUCUGCCGCCUCUCAAGCCGCCUUUCUACGUUGAUGGAAAGAUCCACCACAUGGCCUUGGUGAUCUCCGUCACUGUCUGUAGCAUCAUUCUGGCUGUUAUCGUUGUCUUCUGCUACUUCAGAUAUAAGCGCCAGGUGUCUCGUCCUCGUUACACCAUCGGCCUCGAGCAAGAUGAGACCUACAUUCCUCCCGGAGAGUCCCUGAAAGAUUUGAUGGAGCAGUCGCUGAGCUCUGGUUCAGGCUCAGGGCUCCCCCUGCUGGUGCAGCGAACGAUCGCCAAGCAGAUCCAGAUGGUGACGCAAAUCGGCAAAGGCCGCUACGGCGAGGUGCGCAUGGGUCGCUGGCGAGGGGAGACGGUGGCAGUUAAAGUCUUUUUCACCACCGAGGAGGCCAGUUGGUUCCGUGAAACCGAGAUCUACCAGACGGGCCUCAUGAGGCACGAGAACAUACUGGGAUUCAUCGCGGCGGACAUCAAAGGGACCGGCUCAUGGACGGAGCUCUACCUGAUCACAGACUACCACGAAAGCGGCUCGCUGUACGACUACCUCAAAUCCACCACGCUGGACAGCAAGGCCAUGCUGCGUCUGGCCUACUCGGCCGUCUCGGGCCUGUGCCACCUCCACACGGAGAUAUUCGGCACGCAGGGGAAGCCCGCCAUCGCCCACCGUGACCUGAAGAGCAAGAACAUCUUGGUCAAGAGGAACGGCGCGUGCUGCGUCGCCGACCUGGGUCUCGCCGUCAAGUUCAUCAGCGACACCAAUGAGGUGGACAUCCCCCCCAAUACCCGAGUGGGCACCAAGCGCUACAUGCCCCCCGAGGUUCUGGACGAGACCCUGAACAGGACUCACUUCCAGUCGUACAUCAUGGCCGACAUGUACAGUUUCGGACUCAUCCUGUGGGAGAUCGCCCGCCGCUGUCUGUCAGGAGACUUCUCAAAAAUGCCGGCUUUUCAUGUGGGUGAAGGCAUCGUGGAAGAGUACCAGCUGCCCUACCACGACUUGGUCCCGAGCGACCCAUCAUACGAGGACAUGCGCGAGGUGGUCUGCAUCAAGAGACAACGUCCCUCCUUCCCCAAUCGAUGGAGCAGCGAUGAGUGUUUGCGUCAGAUGGGAAAGCUGAUGAGCGAGUGUUGGGCUCAUAAUCCGGCGUCUCGCCUCACGGCUCUGCGGGUGAAAAAAACCUUGGCCAAGAUGUCGGAAUCGCAAGAUAUCAAGUUGUGAGGCUCAAUCACUCACACCCAUGCGUGACUAAGGGUCGCUUUCUGUGAAAGCUCAUUUAGCUUGUCGAAGAAGAAAGAAGGAGAAGCGUGAAUGUGUCCCUUAAAAAAUGGACAGUGAGAAACACGGGCUGGCACUAUGUGACAAAGUGUACUGUGAGGCUUUAAGAUAUUUUUCUUCAUGCUUGUUGCAUUUGUAGAGUGUACAAAUGUAUUGUUUUCUCCUUGUCAUGACUUAUGUAUUUUUCAUGUCCAACAUUAUUAAAGUAUUUGUUAGAAUCGA
Messenger RNA from Syngnathus typhle (broad-nosed pipefish), 2178 nucleotides. It is a transcript of the gene bmpr1ba, whose product is annotated as bone morphogenetic protein receptor, type IBa. Gene Ontology annotation, molecular function: SMAD binding; transforming growth factor beta receptor activity, type I; ATP binding. Gene Ontology annotation, biological process: BMP signaling pathway; dorsal/ventral pattern formation; protein phosphorylation. The coding region runs from base 238 to 1899 and encodes 553 amino acids. The transcript is spliced from 11 exons. Gene Ontology annotation, cellular component: plasma membrane; signaling receptor complex. The record is from RefSeq and is a predicted model, not a curated record. Lineage: Eukaryota; Metazoa; Chordata; Actinopteri; Syngnathiformes; Syngnathidae.